AUGAUGGGCUCCCAAAUGAUCACCCAGCAGCUUCACGUAUUGGCUCAGCAGAAACGUGCGCUCAUCCUACAGCAGCAACAUCUACAGUCCUACUACAAGAGACACCAAGAACAUAUCAAGUCAAAGCUUCAACAGCAGCAACAGUCAGACGGUUUACAUCUGCUUGAGUGCCAGAGGAUCUGGAUGGAGCGGAGCAGUGGUCACUCAGAUGUGAAGAGCAUGAAGUCCGCCAGCACAGACAUGCCCCCCACCGCCCUCACCACUCCCUCUGCGGCGGCUUUAAAGAAUACUCAGCGGCACCUGGACAGUGAGCACGUACUGGACGAUAAGAGCACUGCCCAGUGUCGAGUCCAGAUGCAGGUCGUGGAACAGCUGGCUCUCCAGCUGUCUGUGGAGCAGGAGCGCCUGCAGGCCAUGAUGGGCCACCUCCACACGCACCCCUCUGAGCCCCACAGCAUCUCCUCAUCAGUCAGCGUGGACUCAGACGCGGAGACGGCAGCAGUGGAGCGGUCAGUGAGCCCACCCAGGGAAGCUCCACCACACGGCGAGUCCUCGCCCCGCAGCUCUCCAUCACCCCACAGUCCAGCGGGAGACUCCAGCCUGCGCGCCACACGGCACCACCACUACAUCCCACCACACAUGCCCCUGUGUUCAGGUGACACCGCCACUACAUCCCACCACACAUGCCCCUGUGUUCAGGUGACACCACUACACUACAUCCCACCACACAUGCCCCUGUGUUCAGACCUGUCUCCAGAUUACGAGUUCUACAGGAAUGCAGACGUGCGUCCUCCCUUCACGUACGCAGCGCUCAUAAGACAGGCUAUAAUUGAGGCAUCUAACAUGCGAUUAACGCUGAAUGAAAUUUAUCACUGGUUCACACGGACGUUUGCCUUUUUCAGACGCAAUGCAGCCACGUGGAAGAAUGCAGUUCGGCACAACCUGAGCCUGCACAAGUGUUUUGUGCGAGUGGAGAAUGUGAAGGGGGCCGUGUGGACAGUGGAUGAGAUGGAGUACCAGAGACGCAAAGCACAGAAGAUAACCAGCCUGGGAAACAGAGGUGCUCUACACUCAAAAGGACAGAGACCAGCAGCUGACCGUACCUCUCUGCUGACUAAGAACUCAAGCCCACUGAACAAGCCCUCGCCUGGUUUGAAGAAUCAAAACUCCAAGUGUGUGGAUGGCACCAGACCAUCCAAGUGGUGUAGGACCCAGGAGCACAGCGGCUUCCUCUCUGACAUCAGGCAGCUAACUGGCCAUGUCAAAAAGGAGGAUCCAGCCCAGGAGGACUGGUGUUGUCCAGAGUCCAGGACCACUGACCAGUCCAGACCAACACCACUGAGUGGCUCUGACUGAUCACAUUGGUUUUGGCCAGAUUUGGGAGUGAUUUCUUCUGACUCCAUCUGCUUGGACUGUGCUGCACUGUCACUGUGUUUUCUCACUCACCAAACUGUAGCUUGAUGACGUAAUACUUGUACAUUUGUUAGACAUACAUUAUGAACUAUUUUGAACUGUUUUCUGAUUGCGAAUAUUGUUUAAAAACUUGCCAUUUUGUCUGCCUGGAAUAUCCUGAUGAUGAAGCGAACAACUCUUGUGUGUUUGAAAGUGCUAGACAUGCUGUACUUCAGAAACGUCUCUGAAUGAUGAUAAUGAUUAAUAUUGAGUGGCCUAAUAUUAGCUCUGUCUGACCAAACAUUUAUUGACUGCCACAACUAGACCAUUUUUUGUUGUUGUUGUUGUGCAUGACUAGACAUGUGCCAAGUCAAAUGCACACAAUCAUUUAUUUUAUUAUUUUAUUAUUGGCAAACUGACACAGUAAAGUGCUACAGUUUCACUGUCAGCAAAAUUGACGAUUUCCCUGUUAAACCAAGUAGUUUAGUGGUUUCAUACUAACAAUAACAUUUUUGUCCAGUUGGAUUGGGUGUGGUCUCCUUCCUCUAUGUGUAGCUAUACCUGGGUGCUAAUGACUUAUUAAUGAAUGUCCUGAACAACAUUCCUUUAUUAACUUUGUUAGCCACUAUGUGACACGUCCGUGAAUCAUUUUACAGCUUGACUCAGUAAUGUUGCUUUGGAUAAAAACAUCUGCUAAUUGCCAGUCAACUUCAACUUUAAUAUGAAGCACUUACU
This is a messenger RNA of Sardina pilchardus (European sardine), 2127 nucleotides long. RefSeq names its product forkhead box protein P2-like. NCBI's taxonomy places the organism in Eukaryota, Metazoa, Chordata, Actinopteri, Clupeiformes, Clupeidae. Gene Ontology annotation, molecular function: DNA-binding transcription repressor activity, RNA polymerase II-specific; RNA polymerase II cis-regulatory region sequence-specific DNA binding. The transcript has 13 exons. Bases 1 to 1356 code for a protein of 451 amino acids. Gene Ontology annotation, cellular component: nucleus. Gene Ontology annotation, biological process: regulation of transcription by RNA polymerase II. The record is from RefSeq and is a predicted model, not a curated record.